Periconia digitata is the source of this 908-nucleotide messenger RNA. Lineage: Eukaryota; Fungi; Ascomycota; Dothideomycetes; Pleosporales; Periconiaceae. The record is from the annotation of a GenBank genome assembly.
CCGUAUGGAAGUCCUCAAACAUGCCGAUAAGAUCAAGUUCCCAGUUGAAAAGUUUGGCCCAUGCGGCGCGAACGUCUAUCUCUGGGCACUGGUAUAUCUGCAUCGUCUGAUAACAAUGAAAGCUCUUCCGAUCCCCCACUCCCAACUAUGUUGCUGGCUCUGGCAAUUUGGGUCUCAUUUGCUUGAGUGUUACCAAAAGGGUCCGGGCGUAAAGAUCGCCAAGUUUCAGUAUGAUUCAUCGAGGCUCAAAGAAUACGAAAAGCAUUUAAAGGGCUCAUUUGACUUUCAGCGACUUACAUGGUGGGUUAUGAAUCCACAUUGGGCAAAGACAGAUGCCAAUGGCGUAAUUGUCGUGAACUCCAUUCAGCCACUUGAUUACGCAAAGAUGUUCGAUGCAGCAAUUCAGUCUCAACUUGACUUUUUGGAAGAGAUCAACAAGAACUCUGAGAAAGCUAUAGCUCUCUGGGCUGAGUACAAGCAGAAAAUGGAGCGUGCGUGCAAGCCUCCAUUCUCAGCGACCUGAGAAUGCUUUGGGAGCGUAGGAACAUGGUUUAAGGGAAUUGGCGGUUCAAUGUAAUACGGACAGCUUACACGCUGGUGUGAUUCAGGUAAAAUAAGGUUCAUCAAAGCAGCAAGUAUUACUUGGCCUGCCAUUUUGUAGCAUGAAUAGACAUGAUUAUUUCAUUCUUAAUCACACCGUGUUUGAUUUUGAUUAUGAACAAGCCUCCUCCAUCUCCGUUGAAUACAAGAUCAGUUAAUGUUUGGGAAGCGCAGGUCUUUUUUUUCUGAAAAUACCUAGUAGAUACAUCUUGUGCAUAAAAUAUAUCACUUGAGUUGACUUGAAAGAUAAGUAUCAUGGAGAUUUGAGUGUGAAGCAAAACUGCCGUGCAAGAGAAGACUGCCCCCAU